Molecule: messenger RNA, 1881 nt
Organism: Euleptes europaea (tarantolino)
Lineage: Eukaryota; Metazoa; Chordata; Lepidosauria; Squamata; Sphaerodactylidae
Gene: RNF25
Product: ring finger protein 25
Exons: 11
Coding region: 1-1881 (626 amino acids)
Biological process (GO): protein ubiquitination
Cellular component (GO): nucleus
Molecular function (GO): ubiquitin protein ligase activity; protein binding
Source: RefSeq, a predicted model, not a curated record
AUGAGUGCUUCCGAACAUACAGUGCUACGUGAGUUCUUGGACAAGAACUUGGCUCGAGGUUUCAUCCAACCAUCUACCACCCUUUCUUCGGCCCCCGCUUUCUUUGUGCGCAAGAAAACGGAGGCGGCGGGAGAACGUCGGGGUCGGCGCCCGCGAGGCGGGGAGGCUCGGCGGGCCGGAGAGGGGGGCGGGGAGGAUUCCGCGCAGGCGGCGGCGGGACCCCACACACCCGGCCCCACCCCCGCCGCCAACCGUGUCCCCUCGUCGCCUAGCAACUCCCAGGCGCCGGAAGGGGAGGGGCGCGGCUGCGCGGCGGACACCGCUUCCGCCUCCCGGCCCGGCAAGAUGGCGGCGGCGGCCUGCGAGGGAGAGCGGGCGGGGGCGGCGGCGGCGGCCGACUGGGUGCUGCCUUCAGAGGUGGAAGUUUUAGAAUCCAUCUACUUGGAUGAGCUACAGGUGUCUGAGGGAAAUGGCAGGACUACGCCCUGGGAAAUCUGCAUCACUCUGUAUCCAGCAACUGCUGAGGACCAGGACUCACAGUACGUCUGCUUCACUCUUGUGCUCGCUGUGCCUACUCAGUAUCCCAACGAAGUGCCAAAGAUAGACAUCCAGAAUCCUCGAGGGCUAUCAGAUGAGCAGAUCCAGAAGAUUUCUCAGACACUGCAACAUCUUGCUGAGGAACAUCUGGGUACACCUAUUCUCUAUGAGCUAAUAGAGAAGGGAAAGGAAAUCCUCACAGACAACAACAUCCCUCAUGGACAGUGUGUGAUUUGCCUGUAUGGCUUCCAGGAAAAUGAAGCUUUCAUUAAAACUCCAUGCUACCACUACUUCCACUCACAUUGCCUUGGCAGUUACGCAGCACAUAUGGAAGAGGAGAUCCGUGCACAGAGGAGGGAGAGAGAGCAGACCUUGACAUCUUUACCAAAAGAGGUAAUUGAAGUGCAGUGCCCUGUAUGCAGGAAGCCUCUGGUGUAUGAUCUUGCAACACUACAAGCAGCAGCAGCACCACAGCAACCAAUGGAAGUGUACUGUCCUGACGCGAAGACACUGCAGCACAGAGAACAACUGCGCCUCAUCUACCAGAAACAGCAGGAGAAAGGUGGCAUCAUAGAUCCCGAAGCGGAAAGAAACCGCUACUUUAUCAGCCUGCAAAAGCCCCUAGCUCCUUUUGAACAUGAACAUGCGGUCAUCUCAGAAGAUGUCACAAGUGCUGAGAAGCAGCUGGGCCCACUAGCAGCCUCAGAACAUACUCUGGGAACUGCAAAGGUUGCACCAGCAAGGAAUGAGUCUGAAAAAGUGAGGCCAUUUCCCCCUUUGCAUCACCAUGGCCAAAGAGAGAAGACUCGAGGGGGGAGGUCAUCUUCCCGAGGCCCCGGCCAGCAACUCCACUGCAACCCUUUGGAGGCACCGGCAGAAACUUGCUAUCGUUUCACUAGUGAGGAAGAAUCCAAAGCCUUUGGUUGGAGAUCCCACUGCAAGAAGGAAGGAGGAAACUGUGGAAGGUACAAUCAAAGCUUUCUGAAACCUUGUACAAGAGAACAAGUAUCAGCAUGCACUGAUAAGAAAGAGCUAUGUGCCAGAGGUACCUCACCAGCCAAAGAGGGAACUUCCUUUAGAGAGGAGAAAAUUGAUGUGCAGAGAUGGACACCAAAGCAAGAACCUGAAGCCCAAGGCAAAGAGGAUGGCCUAGAGGCUAGCCACCAUGAGGUCAGGAGAUCCGCCAGGUGGCAGGGUCAGCAUGCAGUGCAGGAUUGCAGGCGGUGGGGAAAGCCCAAAGGAAGAGAACACUGGUCUUAUUCUAGAAUGCCGAGAGGUCAAGGGUGGAUGAAGCCCAAAUCAGGUGGGGAUCCACAGGUCCAACAGACCGAAGGAGGCUCCUAG